Molecule: messenger RNA, 2536 nt
Organism: Xiphophorus couchianus (Monterrey platyfish)
Lineage: Eukaryota; Metazoa; Chordata; Actinopteri; Cyprinodontiformes; Poeciliidae
Gene: rnft2
Product: ring finger protein, transmembrane 2
Exons: 10
Coding region: 737-2080 (447 amino acids)
Biological process (GO): positive regulation of ERAD pathway
Molecular function (GO): ubiquitin protein ligase activity
Source: RefSeq, a predicted model, not a curated record
AGCAUGACUUUUUUUUAGGAAAGUGCAGGUGCCAGUCCAGACCACCAAUCCUCCUCCUCCUCAGGUAUAAAUCUCCGGACUGCCUUCAGCUUCGAGAAAUUAAAAGCGAUGUGACAAAAGGUGCAAAACGUGUUGAAUCAAACCAGAGCUGCCUGCUGACUUAAUGUCAACCUGAUCUGUCAUUGGAUUCCAUGCAUAGUUUAGCUAACCCAUGUUGCGCUUUUAAGCUUUUCCCAUUUACUUUAGACUGACGAAUCUUCCCGAGGAGCUGGUAAUUAAAAGCAUGCAGUGACCAAAUAAAAGUAAACGGUAGAAAGGUAAGCUAACCGUGCUUCAUCAUAAAAGCUCGCUUUGUUAGCUUGCAAACUAGCUAGCUGUUGUUAGCAUUGCAUUAGCGUUUGGUGAGCAGUGCCAAUGAGACAAUGCUAACGUUGCCUAAUAGUGAUGUUUUGAUCUGCACCGACGACGCUGUCUCGGAAAUUUCCAGCGUUAAAAGCAGCAACAGUUAUGUUUUUUCUGCGAAAUCUGACAUCUCGCUGUCAACAACAUCAACACGUAUCUCAAACACGGAUGUGCUCUGAUGUCAUACAGGAAGUUUUCCCAGCAGUAAACCCUCAGCAUCAUUACCACCAUCAUCCAUCCAGCGAGUCAAAGCUUUCCAUGCUAACUAUGACAGCAGCUGAAACAGAAGGGUAAUUCACGAAGCUAACGCAGGGCUGGGCCAUGUGGUGAUGCCAUGCAGAGGAGACACAGCAGCAACACGGAUGGCAUGUCCUCUGAAAGAACUCGAAGCCAAACACUGGGGUCGGAGAGCAGCCUGGAUGAGAGUGGCGUGUUUGACUGCCUGAAGCCCGAUUCGUCCACUUCACCCCAGCAGAUGUUCUCAGGCCUGGUGGGCAUCCCCUCCAGCUCCGUCUCAUCUGCUCAAUUGCAAGCAGCUGGUUUAGUCUUAGGCUCUCCCCCUGAAGUUUUUAUCCAGAUGACUGCGUCUUCCAGGGAAGAAGCAGGCAGCCAUCGAGCGGAGGGUGGCCCGUUCCUCUCCCGGCCGCCCCAGCACCACCACCAUCACCACCACCACUUUCACCAGCCCCUGCAGCACAGGACAUCCUCACUGCUCCAGCAGGCCACCACAGCAGCUAGCCCAGAGAGGCACAGCUCCAGGGAGGAGGGACAGGACGACCAGUCCACCCCAGCUCCGGCUUUGUCCGAGCUGAAGGCGGUGGUUGCGUGGCUGCAGAGAGGCUUUCCAUUUAUCCUCAUUCUGCUGGCUAAAGUCUGCUUUCAACACAAGCUAGGUAUUGCUGUCUGUGUGGGAAUGAUUAGCACAUUUGCUUACGCCAACUCUACAUUCAAGCAUCAGGUUUCAUUGAGGGAGGAGCGGUCCAUACUUGUUGCUCUGUGGAUCAUCUUGUUUCUCGGGGGAAACAUUGUAUACAUCUACUACACUUUCAGCCAUGAGGAGCUGCACCACAGUCUUAUAUUUGCAAAGCCCAGUCUCAACAGCUUUGACUUCUUUGAUCUUAUCUGGGUGGUUGGAAUCACCGACUUUGUACUUAAAUAUGUCACCAUCGGCCUGAAGUGCUUCGUCCUCUUCCUGCCCAAGAUUAUCAUGGCCUUCAAGUCAAGGGGUAAGUUCUACCUUCUGAUUGAGGAGCUGAGCCAGCUGUUUCGGGCUCUCGUGCCAGUGCAGCUGUGGUACAAGUACAUCAUGGGCGAAGACCCGUCAAACAGUUACUUCCUGGGAGCAACACUCAUCAUCAUUUACAGCCUCUGCAAGUGCUUUGAUGUUUGUGGACGGGUAUCUGCAAUACGCAAGGCGUUGGUAAUGCUCUGCAGCUCCCAGAGUUACGGAGUCAGGGCCAACACUCAGCUGUGCAGUGAGGCUGGUGACGUCUGUGCUAUCUGUCAGGGGGAUUUCAAAGAUCCCAUUGCUCUCAUCUGUCAGCAUGUGUUCUGUGAGGAGUGCCUGUGUUUGUGGUUCGACCGUGAGCGAACGUGUCCGCUGUGUCGCUCCACCGUCAUCGAGGCCCUGCGGUGCUGGAAGGACGGCACCACGUCCACUCACUUCCAGAUCUACUGAGCUCUGACAGGAUUUACAGAAUCAAAGGGGAUACGCUUCGAAGCAAGUUGGACAAUGCUGUGGUAAAAGUGUUGAGAACUGAAUGAUAGCGCACAUAAGUCUAAUUAUCCACGCUGAGUCAAAGCAUCAAAGUCAGUCAUUUUAUUUGUGACAUAUUUUCUCUGAUCAUGUCAUAAAAUUAUUUAUUGUGAUGAUGGUGUGCAGAAUAUACAAUCCGUAUUGUGAGGGAUGUUAUUUAAAGUAAACUUUGAUUUUAAAUUAGGUUUAAUUAUUUAAAUGAAGUGGAAUGUUUGAGCAGGAUUACCAGCGGCAAGCUAUAGUUAAUGUGAAGUUUUUGGUCAGCUUGAUCUAUAUUAAAGACAACAUUCCAUUUUGCUGCUGCUGCUUUUCUUGUGAGUCACAUAGUUUUGUUCGUUUUUGUGAAGCAUGUUUCAAUUAAAGACAACCUGAGGGACA